CAAAAUGUAUGUUUGAUAAAUUUAUUGAUUCCACAUUUUUUAAUUAAAAAUUAACACACUAAAACAAAAUUUAAUUUUAAAUGUUAUCAAUCUAACUUUUAAAAUAAAUAGGGAAUACCUCCUUUUAUGAAAUUUAACUAUUAGAUAAAAUUUAGAUAAAAGCUUAUAUUACAAAAUAAGAAAUUUAUAAUGUAGCAACUUAUUACUAAGAUUUGAAUUUAUCAUAAUAGACUAGUGAAGAUAUGAACUUAGCAAAAAUACCUAUUUAAGGUUAAAUUUUUUUAAUAUUAAACAAUAUCAUUGAUUGGAGGAAGGUAUAAAUAAAUGCGCUAUUAGAAAUAAUAGAAUAAGGUGCUUAAGAUGAAUUUUAGUUCUUGAAUAGAUGUUUGAUAAAAAAAAUGACAGAAGACAUAGAUGAGCUUAUAUAAUAAGCAAUCAAUUUCAAAAGUGAAAAUAAAUUUAUCAAUUUGUAGAAGGAUAUUUUGCUCUUUUAUCUAUACAAUCAGAGUUAAUAGUAUGAAAUUUCUUUAAAAACUAUCUUGAGCAUAAUUUCUUAACUUGAAUAGAAUAAAAAGGAAAAUAAUUUUUUAUUUUACCUUUUUAAUUGCUACGUUAAUUCAAGUACAUUAUUGAGCUUGCAUGGUAAGAGAGACGAGGCAAUAGAAAACCUAAAGAAGUCUAAUUCUUUGCUUACAAAUAUUUUUUAAGGAGAAGAAUUAAGUCUGUAUAAAUAAAUUGUUAAUAUAAAUUUAGCUAAUAUUAAACAGGAUCUCUUUGAGUUUACAGAGGCUUAAGACAUAUUAAAUUAAUGUCUAAGAGAUAUGGCUGAAAUAUAAGAUAAAUUUCCAUAUAAAUCAUAACGUUUGAUUGCAUAAAUACACAACAAUUUGAGUACUAGCUAUUAAUAAGAAGGAGAUGAAAAACUUGAUAAGAGUUUAGAACAUUCACUUAUUUCUCUCUAAAUGAAUGAAGCUUACUUUGGUAAUUAAUAUAAUAGUGAAAUAGCAAAAAAUUUGAUGAAUAUUAGUAGCAUUUACAAGGACUUACAAAUGUUUGAUUAGGCUAUCAGCUAUUCCUUAAAAGCUGAGGAAAUAUUUUAAAAACUAAAUGAUAAAGAAAAUUUACCAAUAUGCUUAGGAAUGAUUGCUUCAAUUUACUAAGAUGAAGAUAUUGCUGAUUAUUAAAAAGCUCUCGAAUAUUCUUAAAAAUGUGUUGCCUCUUUAGAAAAAUAUGGAAAGAAAAAUACUAUUGAUUUUGCAAUAGCUUUGCACUCAUUAAGUAGAAUACUUCACUCGUUAGGGCAGUUUGAAGAGAGUUUAAAAAAGUGUAGCUAAGCUCUUCUUCUCUUUUAAGAAAUGAAUGAAGAACAAGGCUAAACUUAAAGUUUUGAAUUAAUCAGUAAGAUUUAUAAAUCAUUAAAUAACUUGGAUUUAGCUAUUGACAACCUGUAUGAUGCAAUCUAAAUAAGAUAAAAGUUAGAUAAAGAUAAUCCCACAGAAGAACUUUUGUUAGACUACCAAGAUAUAGCUUUAAUGUGGGAAGAAAAAGGAGAUACUCAAGAGUCUAACUACUAUAUCAGUAAAGCAAAAAAACUUGAAAAGUUGCUUAAAAUUUAAGAAAACUGAAUUUUUUAAUUCUAAAAUUGAAUUUUGUAAAUUAAAAAAAUAUUUUAUAAAUGUAAAUAGAGCAAAUUUAUCAAUGUUUGUUUAUUAUUUUCAGUGGUGAAAUUUCUCAUUUCAAUUAAUAAUUAUUAA
Messenger RNA from Tetrahymena thermophila SB210, 1754 nucleotides. Its product is annotated as tetratricopeptide repeat protein. Lineage: Eukaryota; Ciliophora; Oligohymenophorea; Hymenostomatida; Tetrahymenidae. Gene Ontology annotation, molecular function: protein binding. The transcript has a single exon. The record is from RefSeq and is a predicted model, not a curated record.